Sesamum indicum (sesame) is the source of this 1568-nucleotide messenger RNA. RefSeq lists its product as uncharacterized. Gene Ontology annotation, molecular function: DNA binding; DNA-binding transcription factor activity. Lineage: Eukaryota; Viridiplantae; Streptophyta; Magnoliopsida; Lamiales; Pedaliaceae. The record is from RefSeq and is a predicted model, not a curated record.
CAAUAUUAUCCCAAAACAUUUAGGAUUUUAGUGUCCAAAAAUGAACAACCAGCAGAGAUUUGGAUCUCUCAGCAGUUCCUGUUUUGAGCUGCACAGCUUUUGCUCCAAGGGUUUUUCGCCGCAGAAAGGUUGCAAUUAUCAGUCUGAUCAUGAUCAGUUGACAUUAGGACUGUUAUCAGCAUCAGGUGCCGCAGACGGCGAGCGGCUUGACUGUGGUUCCAACGGUGUAGGGUUCCUGUCGCCUACGGAAGACGAGGACGAUGACAAUGAUGAAAACUUUGGAUCCGGAGACACUUUACAGUCUCUUGUUCAGUCUUGUCAUCGUUGUGGUAAUCGAGGAAAUAGGUGGCGGGAGAAGCCGAGGGGACCGACAAACGAUGAUACCCAAGAAUGGAAGCACCUACCAUCUCAACAAAAUAAGUCGAGCUCGAGAAAUUUGAUCCAAUCUUCCCUCCUAAGUUUUGAAAAAAAUACUGAUGUUGGGAAUUUCGAGUGCAGCAAAGUUCAACAAGAGAAGCAACUGGAAUUUGCUUCUAGCAAUGUUGCGUCUGACAAAGAGGCGACGAGGAACAAAACGCGGAUUAGAUGGACUGAGGAGCUUCACAAGAAAUUUAUCGACAGCGUCAAUCGUCUCGGAGGUGCUAAAAAAGUAUCGUAUCGCUCAACUCAUGGCAGAAGUAACAGAAGGAAACUCCGAGCAGCUCGGUCCAAAAACGGGUUUGCAAAUCGUGGAAGCUUUGCGGCUGCAGAUGGACGUCCAACAUCGUCUAUACGAACAAUUAGAGAGUCAAAAGAAGUUGCAGAUGAGGAUUGAGGAACAGGCAAAGCAGCUUCAGACAAUGAUCCAGUGCCAGUUGAAACAAAAUAGUUAAGACUUCUGCUUGUCGGGAAUGAAUAAAGCUGUUAGCAGUCUUCGUAGAGAAUCAUAUUCUUUGACUAAUAAUCAGCAAUAUUAGUACCAAGUUUUGCACUAAAACCACUUACCUCGUACUUGUGUGGGAUGGAUUUAUUGCUGGCCAUUCUCCCUUGUAAGAGAAAUUUCUAGACGAGUUUAGUGAUCAGAGUUUUAUGCAUGAUUUUCAUAGUGGGUUAAUUUUCUAUCCUAAUUUUUAUUUCAUUUUAUAUAUAUAUGUCAGGCGUAUAAAUUUUUUUUUAGAUAAAAUUGAUGACGUAAUCUUUAUACAUGUGUCUAUAAUGUUUUUUGUUUUUAACAUAGAAAGGAACUUGAUAAUACAAAAUUUACUACAAAGAUUUUUUAUUUUUUAUUUAAAUGUAAAUUUCAUUAAGUAAAUGGUAGAGUCAUACAGUACAACAAUAUUUAACGUGUGGGCUCUCCCUCGACAAGCCAAGAGAUACACUAUGUUUUAUAAAACGCACAAGAACUAACAGAGGGAGGUAAUGCAGCACUAAGUAUCCUCCGCCAAACAUCCUUUACAAUAAGAAGGGCGAGCGAAUCAGCCGUCCGAUUCGUCUGUUCAAAUCGCCGAAGGUUACGUUCCCGCCAUAUGUAAUAGACAUAGGAAGCCAACAAUACUGGAUAUGCCACAUUUGGUGAUGUUUUUCCUUCU